This is a messenger RNA of Bradysia coprophila, 2250 nucleotides long. It is a transcript of the gene cactin, whose product is annotated as cactin, spliceosome C complex subunit. The record is from RefSeq and is a predicted model, not a curated record. Gene Ontology annotation, biological process: mRNA cis splicing, via spliceosome. NCBI's taxonomy places the organism in Eukaryota, Metazoa, Arthropoda, Insecta, Diptera, Sciaridae. Gene Ontology annotation, cellular component: spliceosomal complex; cytoplasm. Gene Ontology annotation, molecular function: protein binding.
AGAAUAAUAUCCGCAUGUGUCAUCUUGACAGCUGGUGUGUGUUUAUUCUGUUUCUUCAUGUCACAAAAAUCGGCGACGAAGCCAAUCGUUUGAGUUUUAGUAAUCGAAAUUUUGUCAAAUACAUGGGUAAAAAGAGCAAAAAAUCUAGACGACGAGAUUCGUCCACAUCGGAAUCGUCUUCAGCCUCUUCCACAGACGACGACUCUCGUGACAGUCGAAGAAAAACAAAAAUGAAAAGGCAUCGUUCUAGGGACUCGUCUAAAAGAAGGUCUUUAAAAUCGACUAAAAGUAAAAAAUCGACCAGACAUAGAUCAUCAAGCAGUGAGUCAGAUUCGUCGGUCAAACUAUUACAGAAAUUGGAAAGCAAACGCAUCAAGGAGGUAAUUGAUCGGAAACGAAAGAAGGAAGAGCUGAAGAAGUUAGAAACACCCGAAGAGAAACGUGCUCGUCGUCUGGCGGAAAAACAAAUUAAGGAGAACAAGCGCAGAGAGCGAAUGGGUUGGGACAAUGAGUACCAACAUUAUACAAACCAGGACAAUCCAUUCGGUGAUGCACAUUUGACAUCAACGUUUGUUUGGAACAAAAAACUCGAGAAGAAAGGUCUGAAAGGUAUGCCAACCGAAGAGCUGGAAAUUAUCAACCGGCAGAAGCAAAUGGAGAACAAGAGUGAGCUGGAAAAGGUUAAAAAACGAAGACAAGAAAGGGAAUUGGAACGUUUGCAACGUGAAGAGGAAAUGGUUCUUUUGCAACGAUCACGUGAAGCCGCUCAGUUUGAGGAAUGGGAACGUCAAGAGGAUAAAUUUCACUUGGAACAAGCUCGCCUCCGUAGCAAAAUUCGAAUACAGGACGGCCGUGCCAAGCCAAUUGACCUGCUAGCACAAUACAUAUCCAAUCAAAGUCUGGAGGAAUCAAUUGAAAUGCAAAUGCAUGAACCCUACACGUACUUGAACGGUCUGGGCAUGAAGGAUUUGGAGGAUCUGUUAGUCGACAUCAAAGUGUACAUCGAAUUGGAGAAGGGCCACAAUCACGAGUACUGGGAAGAUUUGACCGUUAUUGUGCAGGAUGAAUUACAAAAAUUGAAGAAACUUGUUUUGGGUGGAGAAUAUCAUGCCACGGUAGGACGUCGUGAAGGUAUCCAUCAGAGUGUAGCCAGAGAUGUCACCGAAAUUUUCAGAGGUAAAACGACAUCGCAACUAGAGGAAUUGAAGAGGAAAAUCGAAUCGAAAAUCGAUGACAAAAGUGAUGGUGUUGACAUCGGCUAUUGGGAGAGUCUACUGUCCCAGUUGAAAGCUCAUAUGGCUAGAGCUCGCCUAAAGGAUAAACAUCAAGAGAACCUGCGAUUGAAACUGGAACAGCUGAAGCAAGAGCAGGAUUCAUCGAAAGAUCAACAAAGCAUCGAUCCUCAACCUUCUACAUCUAGAUCAGCGAUUGGAGCCACGUCAAGAGAUGAUAGCAGAGAAAAUAGUUCGGAAGACGAUGACAUUGCUGAUUCUCCCAAUGAUGGUACCGAAAACAUGCUAGGCGAUUGUUUUACGUUAUACGAACAAGGACAGUAUAGUCCCGUCUACAUCGAUGAAAGUACGUUCGAUAGGGACGUAAAAAUCGUAAAUGCAGAUGACGAUGAGUCUGCCAUUGAGAACCUUCGUUCACGGUUACUUCAAGCGCAAGAAGACGACGAUCCGUACUCAAAGGAAGAAAUUCGAAUGGCUAAGGAAGCCCGCAAAGGCAUGGGCGACGAUGAAGCCGAAUUUUCCGUCGAAACGAAACUCGAUUCGCAAAUUUAUUUAUGGUCCGACAAGUAUCGACCGCGUAAGCCCAGGUACUUUAAUCGUGUCCACACCGGAUUCGAAUGGAACAAAUACAAUCAGACGCAUUACGACAUGGAUAAUCCGCCACCGAAAAUCGUCCAAGGCUACAAAUUCAACAUUUUUUAUCCUGAUUUGAUUGACAAAGGCUGUACUCCACAAUACUUCUUGACGCCAUGCAACGAUAACAAAGAUUUCGCCUUACUGCGUUUCCAUGCGGGACCACCAUACGAGGAUCUGGCGUUCAAAAUUGUGAACCGAGAAUGGGAAUUCAGUUAUAAGCGAGGAUUUCGAUGCCAAUUUCAAAAUAACAUUUUCCAGCUAUGGUUCCAUUUCAAGCGAUAUCGAUACCGAAGAUGAAGGCUUUUUUGUGAGAUUCAUGUGCAGAUUACACUUUUGAAAAUAAAUUAAUUUUUUUUUUGAAUAGAGAACCAUCGUUUCAAGU